Molecule: messenger RNA, 159 nt
Organism: Sphenostylis stenocarpa
Lineage: Eukaryota; Viridiplantae; Streptophyta; Magnoliopsida; Fabales; Fabaceae
Source: the annotation of a GenBank genome assembly
AUGAGCGAUUGGUGUAAAAGAUCAAUUAUGAAUGAGAAGAAACCUCGAUCGGCACAACAUGAUGUCUUGGUUUGCCAUAACAUUGGUGGGAUUUGCAAUCAAUCCAACUUUAAAGAUCUGAGUGUAAUAGACAUUCGGAACAGGAAUGCCCACUCUUGA